CAUAAGAAGAGCUGAACUUUCUCAAUACCUCUCCAUUCCCACCUAUGGAGAUCUUUAACGUCUCCAUGUUCUUGAUCUCCUUCCUUCUCCUCCUCUUCUUAAACGUCAAGCGCUUUGCCCGCAGAGCUGAUCCCAAAUUGCCUCGUGGUCCAUGGAAGCUCCCCAUCAUCGGAAGCAUCCAUCACCUUGUUGGCUCGCUGCCGCAUCGGUCCCUGAGAGAUUUGUCAACCAAACAUGGCCCCCUCAUGCUUCUAAAGCUCGGCGAAGUCAACACCCUCGUCGUCUCCUCCCCUGAAGGAGCCAGAGAGAUCAUGAAGACUCAUGACAUCACGUUUGCGAAUAGACCGAUGCUCGUCGGCAUCAAGAUCUCGACAUACGGUGGCAAGGACCUCGUCUUCGCCCCCUAUGGCGACUACUGGAGGGAGUUGCGUAAGAUGUGUGUCUUGGAGUUACUAAGCUUCAAGCGCGUGCAAUCUUUCCGGUCAAUUCGCGAAGAGGAGGUGUUCAAUCUCAUUCGAUCCAUUUCAUCGAUGAACAAUAAUGGAUCGUCACUCGUAAACCUUACCAAGAAGCUGUUUAUGCUGACCAAUGACAUAAUUAUGAGGGCCGCCAUUGGAAACAAGUGCAAGGAUCAGAAUGCAUUACUAGUUGCAUUGACAGAAAUGGCACAUCUAUCUGGGGGAUUUGAUUUGGCAGACCUAUUUCCAUCAUCAUUUCUUGCAAGUCUCAUUAGCAGGGUGGCACCCAAGAUGAAGAUGUACCACGAGAAGGUAGACCGGAUCUUGGAUGACAUCAUUCGCGAUCACCUAGAAAGGAAGAAGGCCAGUUUGGUAGAGGAGGAUUUGCUAGAUGUCCUCCUGAGAGUUCAUGAGGAAGGUGGUCUUCCAUUUGCUCUCACCAUGGAUGCAGUCAAGGCUGUCACUUUGGACAUGCUUGCUGGGGGAAGCGAGAGCGCAUUCAGCACCUUGGAUUGGGCCAUGGCAGAGCUAAUGAGGAAUCCAGAAGUAAUGAAGAAGGCGCAAUCGGAGGUGAGGGAGGUUCUCGGCAGAGAAGUGAAGGUGACUGAAGGAGAGAUUACUGAAUUGAAUUACUUGAAGCUAGUCCUCAAGGAGACACUAAGGUUGCACCCACCAAUUCCCUUGCUAGUCCCUCGAGAGUGCCGGGAGAAGGUUGAGGUACUAGGUUAUGAGAUUCCAGAGAAGACGAGGGUAAUUGUGAAUGUUUGGGCAUUGGGGAGGGAUCCAAAAAUUUGGGACGAUGCAGAGGAGUUCAAGCCGGAGAGAUUUGAUGGAAGCAAGAUUGAUUUCAAGGGAACCAACUUUGAGUACCUACCAUUUGGUGCUGGUAGAAGGAUGUGCCCAGGGAUCACAUUUGGACUUGCAAAUAUGGAGCUUGCCCUUGCUUGCCUCCUCUACUACUACAACUGGGAACUCGCUGAUGGAAUGCUGCCCGGUGACAUGGACAUGGCUGAAUCCUCUGGAGUGGCAGCUCGUAGGAAAUCAGAACUUUGCUUACGUGCCAUUCCUUAUAUUUCUUGUCCCAUGGAAUAGAUGUUACAAGCUUGGAUGUU
Phoenix dactylifera (date palm) is the source of this 1570-nucleotide messenger RNA. The record is from RefSeq and is a predicted model, not a curated record. NCBI's taxonomy places the organism in Eukaryota, Viridiplantae, Streptophyta, Magnoliopsida, Arecales, Arecaceae.